AUGAAAUUACCUUCUAAAAAUAAAUUACCGGAUUAUUACGACAUAAUAAAAAAACCUUUGGAUAAAAAGAAAAUAUUUAACAGGAUAGAAGAUGAAAAAUAUUCGGAUUUUGACGAUUUGGAAAAGGAUUUUACUCAAAUGUGUAAAAAUGCUCAAAUAUACAACGAAGAACCUUCUCUCAUACACGAAGAUUCAAUCGUCCUUCAAUCCGUUUUUACGAACGCGAGACAAAGAUUGGAACAGGAUGCGGAAACGGAUGAGGAUAAAGACGGAGGAGACGAGGAUGGAAAUUCCGAAUCGGAAUCCGUUAAAAUGAAAAUAAAAAUAAAAAGUGGAAAAGGAGGAAGAGGAAGCACGAGAAGGAGGAAAACUCAACCAAAGUACACGAAUAGCGAUGACAAAGAUGAUUGA
Messenger RNA from Pediculus humanus corporis (human body louse), 411 nucleotides. RefSeq lists its product as uncharacterized. The coding region runs from base 1 to 411 and encodes 136 amino acids. Gene Ontology annotation, biological process: chromatin remodeling. Gene Ontology annotation, molecular function: protein binding. Lineage: Eukaryota; Metazoa; Arthropoda; Insecta; Psocodea; Pediculidae. Gene Ontology annotation, cellular component: RSC-type complex. The transcript is spliced from 3 exons. The record is from RefSeq and is a predicted model, not a curated record.